AUGAGCAGCCCAAAGCGAAGAAUCGAGACCGACGUCAUGAAGCAAGAAUUUUACGUGCGCUUCAAGGGCCCCGAAGAAACACCGUUCGCUGGCGGUCACUGGAAGAUUCACGUCGAGUUGCCCGAUCAAUAUCCCUACAAGAGUCCUAGCAUUGGUUUCGUAAACCGGAUCUUCCACCCGAAUAUCGAUGAAUUAUCUGGCUCAGUGUGUCUUGAUGUCAUCAACCAAACCUGGUCGCCAAUGUACGAUAUGAUCAAUAUUUUCGAGGUUUUCCUCCCUCAGCUCCUGCGGUAUCCAAACCCUUCAGACCCUCUCAACGGCGAGGCUGCUGCGAUGUUAAUGAGGGAACCCAAGAGUUACGAGGCCAAAGUAAAAGAAUACGUGGCCAAGUAUGCUAGCAAAGAGGCCGUUGAUGAAGCCGGAGAGGAUACAGAGUCCGAAGAUGAACUAAGCUCGGCUGGAAGUUACGAAUCUGGUGGUGAGGAGCCGGCUGGCACGAUGGAUGACGUGUAG
Messenger RNA from Aspergillus lentulus, 513 nucleotides. RefSeq names its product E2 ubiquitin-conjugating protein UBC8. Lineage: Eukaryota; Fungi; Ascomycota; Eurotiomycetes; Eurotiales; Aspergillaceae. The record is from RefSeq and is a predicted model, not a curated record.